AGUCCUCUUGUGAAGUCAGAGCGAUGACUCGAGUCCCCGCCCGAACUGGUCGUCUCCUUCGCCGGGCUGCCCCCACCACGCGAAGGCCGGGUUUAGCAUCGCCCUGCUUUGUUUAGCUGCGGUUAUAACCGCCGGACGCCGGUGAUGGCCACGUAAUCCGGUGUCCGCUCGUUAACCACAAACGUCCGAGCGUCACCUGGCGUCGGCUGUCUGGCCGCGCGGACUGGAGCAAUCAAAAUCUCUCGGCCGGCCCCCAUACGCGCCGCGGACACCCACCCACCACCACCACACGCAGUGACGCAGCCCGCCCCUCUCUCUCUCUCUCUCGGUUCCUGCGCACGCACACACGCACGUUUCCAGUUCGACCGAGCCAGAGCCCCGCCCCGGGCAGUUUCCAUUCGCUGUCGCGCUCCUCCUCCUCCUCCUGCACAUCCCCUCCCCCCGAAUUCGAGCCGGAGGACCGAAGAGUAGAUCUGCGCCGGGCGACCAGAGGAUGGCCGUCAACUGGGAGCUGCAGGGCUGCUGCCACCGCGACCAGAGGAUCUUCAUCGCCGCCGUUGGAGUCUCCACCGUCGUCAUCCUCCUCCUCUGGAGGACGUUCCUGCUCACGCCGUUCAAGCUCAUCACCGUCUUCCUCCACGAGACCAGCCACGCGCUCGCCUGCAAGCUCACCUGCGGCGAUGUAGAAGGCAUGCAGGUCCAUGCGAAUGAGGGUGGCGUUACUCAAACUCGGGGUGGCAUAUAUUGGAUAAUCUUGCCCGCUGGAUAUCUGGGUUCAUCAUUUUGGGGAAUGGUGUUCAUACUUGCAUCCACAAAUCUCCUCACUACAAGAAUUGCAGCGGGUUGUUUCAUACUUGCACUGUUUAUUGUCCUUUUUGUUGCAGACAAUUGGUUUCUUCGCUGGCUCUGCCUUGGAUUCAUUGUAUUCAUUGCUGUUGUUUGGGUCAUACAAGAAUUUACAUCUUUCCAUAUUCUGAAAUAUGUGAUCUUAUUCAUAGGUGUGAUGAACAGCUUAUUUUCAGUUUAUGAUAUUUAUGACGACUUGAUAUCCCGAAGAGUUAAUACAAGUGAUGCUGAGAAGUUUGCUGAAAUAUGCCCUUGCCCUUGCAAUGGUUUUGCAUGGGGUGUUAUAUGGGGAUUCAUCUCGUUUAUCUUCCUCUGCGCUUCAAUAUACCUUGGACUGGUCAUAUUGUCUUGAGGGUUCCAACCUCGCGCACGCCGUUUUGAUCUGACAACCAACUCUGGUUGGCUUUUUCCAGAGUUCUCCUUGCUCUAGAUUUUGGGUUCAAACUUACAUUGUUCUGGCGGCUGUACAGUAUACAUGUAGGGUAAACAUGUACAUCCAUCGUGGAGUUAAUUCGGCGGGGAUUGUUCAUGUGAUUCUUCGAUUUUAGCGGUUCUAUAGAUACCAUUGCUCAUUUAUGGUCUGUAGCCUCAUUGCUCAUUUGACCAAUUUGAAAUCGUAUUC
Zea mays is the source of this 1468-nucleotide messenger RNA. RefSeq lists its product as uncharacterized. The record is from RefSeq and is marked validated. Bases 494 to 1198 code for a protein of 234 amino acids. NCBI's taxonomy places the organism in Eukaryota, Viridiplantae, Streptophyta, Magnoliopsida, Poales, Poaceae. The transcript is spliced from 10 exons.